Salvelinus fontinalis (brook trout) is the source of this 4904-nucleotide messenger RNA. It is a transcript of the gene adra1ab, whose product is annotated as adrenoceptor alpha 1Ab. Gene Ontology annotation, molecular function: alpha1-adrenergic receptor activity. Bases 1171 to 2649 code for a protein of 492 amino acids. The record is from RefSeq and is a predicted model, not a curated record. The transcript has 3 exons. Gene Ontology annotation, biological process: cell-cell signaling; phospholipase C-activating G protein-coupled receptor signaling pathway; positive regulation of cytosolic calcium ion concentration. Lineage: Eukaryota; Metazoa; Chordata; Actinopteri; Salmoniformes; Salmonidae. Gene Ontology annotation, cellular component: membrane.
AAUUAGACUAUAGAUGCUAUAUUUUAGGACUUCAUCAAUUCCAGAUUUCUUUUCUUCAAUCGAGAUGAAUUACAUCUUUAUGUACAUUUAUGUUGGGGUUUAACACCUGAGGAAGUGGACACUUAAAACACAUAACUAGAUCGCUAAUCUGCUGCUGCAGCCAUGUAUUCAUCCAACAGUAAAUUGAAUGUCCUAAAAAAACCUUGCAGUUGUAGGCUACUACCUAUGAGACCUAUUGCGAGUUCGAAUCUCAUCACGGACUACUUUAGCAUUUUUGCUAAUUAGUAACUUUCCAGCUACCUACUACUUUUUAGCUACUUUGCAACUUCUUAGCAUGUUAGCAAACCCUACCCCUAACCCUAAAUGUAACCUUUUUAGCUAACCCUUCCCCUAACUUUAACCCUAACCUUAAACAUUUAACCUAACUCCUAAACUUAACCCUAACAUUAACCAUAACCCAGCAAACAUUAGCCAGCUAGCUAACCUAGAUUUAUGUCAAAAAUAAUGUGAGAUGCUCUGAGACCAGCUCAAUGCUAUCUUCUAAUCUUACUAUAGCACAAGAGAAUUCAGCAAUAUGUGACAGCCUUAUGAAAUGUAUUGGAAGUUCACAGAUAACUGAAGAAAUGUUGCGACUGUGAGCAAUGAACAGGACACAACUAGACGUUUCAGUGGUCUUUGGUUGGUGGUGCCCUGAAGUCUCCUGAAGAAAUAAGGUUGCAUUUCUCUAUGGGACUUCUGUUCAAUGAAAACAUCCCUCCAGCAAGUUUCUAUCAUGCCAUUUCAGUCCCAUCGCGAAAGAGACACCAUAAACAUAUUGGAUCUUGACUUUAUGACCCAGAAAGCCCUGCAGCCAAACUCCAAAGACAGAUGGCGCAACAAGCAGUGACAAUGCUGAAGAUUCACUAUCCUGACCUGUCAGUGUUUUUAAUGUUACUGCCAAAGUCAUGUGAUUUGUGCAGGCAUUGGCAAGGGCUCAUGCCUCCUAGCAUCAAAGACCUGUGAUUGACGAGGUACCAACUUCUCCAGUCUUGAGUCACAAGAAGGGGCGAUACAAAUGGUGGACUCCCAACGCCUGUGCUGAAGUUUGCAUGGCUGAAUUCUGAUUUAACAAAACAUGACAGUCAAUCCCAAAGACAUUCAACUAGUGAAUGAACCGUAAAUAUACUCAAAAUGGUUCCCUCAGAUGAGAAUAUCACUGUGCCAGAAAGCUGUCCCAACUGCAGUUCCUCCUCCUUCGCUGAGGUGGAUAUCAGUAAGGCGGUGACCCUGGGCCUGGUGAUGGGGGUGUUUGUCAUCUUCGGGGUUCUCGGUAACAUCCUGGUUAUUCUGUCUGUGGUGUGCCACCACCACCUACGCUCCGUCACACACUACUUCAUCGCCAACCUUGCGGCGGCAGACCUGCUCCUGAGCUCCACUGUGCUGCCGUUCUCUGCCACCUCGGAGGUCCUAGGCCGCUGGGUGUUUGGCCGGUCUUUCUGCAGUGCCUGGGCCGCCCUGGAUGUUCUCUGCUGCACUGCCUCUAUCCUAAGCCUGUGUGUCAUCUCUGUUGACCGCUACCUAGCAGUCAGCUACCCGCUGCACUACCCUGCCAUGGCCACUGGGCGGCGCGGCCUGGUCGCAGUGGCAGCUCUCUGGGGCCUCUCGGCAGCCAUAUCCGUAGGUCCACUCUUCGGCUGGAAGGAGCCCGACCCAGAGGACGAGACUGAGUGCCGGAUCACAGAGGAACCGGGUUAUGCUAUUUUCUCUGCCCUGGGGUCGUUCUAUGUGCCACUAGCUGUCAUCCUGGCCAUGUAUUGCAAGGUGUAUGUGGUGGCCAAGCGGAAGACUCGAGACCUGAGGGAGGGCAGGAAGAGGGAGGGGGGGAUGGACACGGAGGGAGAGGGAGUGACACUGAGGAUCCAUCGGGGAAAUGCCCCUGCUAAGCCAGAGGGGCAAGAGGAGGAGGGAGAGAAGUGCAUCAUGAGGCGGAGACGCACCACCUUCGCCCUAAUGCACCUGCUGAAAUUCUCCCGAGAGAAGAGGGCAGCCAAGACUCUGGGCAUUGUGGUUGGCUGCUUCGUUCUCUGCUGGCUGCCCUUCUUCCUGGUUAUGCCCAUUGGCUCCAUAUUCCCAUCGUAUAGACCAUCUGACACCAUAUUUAAGAUCACCUUCUGGCUGGGCUACCUCAACAGCUGUAUCAACCCCAUUAUCUAUCCCUGCUUCAGCCAGGAGUUCCAGAGGGCCUUCCUCAACGUUCUGCAUGGACGCUGCCUCAGACAGGGUGGCAGGAGCUCCAAGUCUCUGGGGUUUUCUCCUUCCUAUAGUCCCAGUCCUGAUCCAUCGUCUCUUAUUAGAUCCCAGCCUCACCCCUCCUCCUCCAGCUCCUCCACUCCCCCCACCCAGCCACGCCGAGCAGCCUCCCCAGCCUCUCACGCCUCCUCCUCUGGCUGCUGGAAGACCUUCUCUGGCUCCUCUUCCUCAGUGGGGGUGCCAGGCCAUACCCAAAGUACCCGGGUCCACAGUAAAAGCCUGCUGAAGGUGUGGUGUUUUGCAGCGGGGGAGAACCCGUCCCAACAGGGUGCUGCUUGUCAGAGCCCCUCAGCCCCUGGUGCUACAUGUCAAACGAAAGUCCAUUGCCACUCCCUGGGAGCAAGAGGAGAGGCUGUCUGACUGGGAACACUAAAGGAUUCUGGGUAAUUAAAAUUCCCCCAAGUUCUGGGAAGAGAUGUGGCACUUAUUGGCAUGAAGUUAAGACAUCUCUCUCGAGAUCUGCUGGAAUCAGUCAGUACAGCUAUUCACAUAAAGCUGAUGUGUCUUCAUGUUUUGGGAAAUGGGAGCGAGUACACCCACUGAAGAAGAUACUGUAACACACCUGGAGAUAGAGAUGUACUGUACUGUAUGUGCUCCACUGUAGAUCGAUGUACAGUGUGAAUCAGAAGGAUACACAGUGUCAGUACAGAAACUGAAUAAAGAGUACUGAGUCAGUAAAGAGACAAGGGUUGGGGAGUAGCUGAUUACAUGUAAGAUUACAGAUACUUUAGAAAAAAUAGAUUACUUCUUGGAUUACUUUAAAAUUCAGAAAGGCUGUUUGCGAAAAAAUACAUUGACACCUUUCUGAUUUCUCAAAUCAAGAUAAAAUCGAAUUUGUCACAUGCGCCGAAUACAACAGGUGUAGACCUUAGCGUGAAAUGCUUACUUACAAGCCCUUAACCAACAAUGCAGUUUUAAGAAAAAUAAGAAUUAAGAAAAUGGUGACUAAAGUUUAAAAAAUACAAGAGUAACAAUAACGAGGCUAUAUACAGGGGCUAUUGGUACCAAGUCAAUGUGCGGGGGUACAGGUUAGUCGAAGUAAUUGAGGUAAUAUGUACGUGUAGGUAGGGGUAAAGUGACUAUGCAUAGACUAUAAACAGCGAGUUGCGGGGUCAAUACAAAUAGUCCGGGUAGCCAUUUGAUUAGCUGUUCAGGAGUCUUAUGGCUUGAGGGUAGAAGCUGUUAAGAAGCCUUUUGGACCUAGACUUGGCACUCCAGUCCCGCUUGCCAUGUGGUAGCAGAGAGAACAGUCAAUGACUAGUGUGGCUGGAGUCUUUGGCAAUUUUUAGGGCCUUCCUCUGACAUUCAGCAUUGAUAAAAAAGGUACAAGUUUAAGAUUGUUCCAACUGAGCGAGUCUGACCACAAGUUAGAGACCACUAUGAUGACACACCAAAUGUGUUUGAUGGAUCCUUUUUGUCUUGUUCUGAUGUCUCUUAAGGGGAAAGUAAUCCAAAAGUACCUGAAAGUAAUCAGAUUACGUUAGUGAGUUUGGGUAAUCGCAAAGUUACGUUAUUGAUUACAAUUUUGGACAGGUAACUAGUAACUGUAACAGAUUACAUUUAGAAAGUAACCUACCUAACCCUGACAGAGACUGAAUGAAAACGUGCUUCAGGUCACCGAAGAUGAUUAUUUGAGGAUGAUGUCCAUACAUAGGUUCAAUUUACAGUUCAUACUGCUACGUUUUUGUGGACAAUAUUUAUGACAAGCUUACCACUGCAGUUUUCACAGUGCUUUGUACUGAAAAAUGUAACACGUGCUCGGUUCUUACUAUGUAAAGUAGCUACUGUGCUGCUGGUGUGUAUGCUUGUGUCUUGUGACAGUGGUCUCUUUCUUUACCUACUCAAAUAGCAGAAGAACAUGUCCGUCAAACACAUGCACAGCUAGAUAGUCCGACACACUAGACCCAGAGAAUGAGCCAAAUACCUGCUAUGUAUUGUGGGAUGUUAUAGUUCAUUGAUCAGUAAAAAUAAAGUCCGUAAGAGUCUGUGUAACCCAUUUCAAUCUUAAAUGCAAUGGAAAUUGUGUAAAAUACAGAAAAUCUUUAUUAUUAUGCCUAUCCCCAAUCAUAGUUGAAUAUUUCACUGUAUCUGCACCAAUUCUCAAUGAAACAUUAGACAUGUCACCUGUUGUUUUGCCUGUGUGAUGAAUAAUUAUAAUCAAGAAUGCAUGGCCUUUUUAGCUGUCAGUCAGCCCUCAAUACAUAGUAUUCCAAACAUUAGGAACACCUUCCUAAUAUUGAGUUGCAUCCCCCUCAUCCCUUUUGUCCUCAGAACAGCCUCAAUUCGUCGGGGCAUGGACUCUACAAGGUGUCGAAAGUAUUCCUCAGGGAUGUUGGCCCAUGUUGACUCCAAUGCUUCCCACAGUUGUGUCAAGUUGACUGGAGGUCCUUUGGGUGGUGGACUAUUCUUGAUACACACGGGAAACUGUUGAAUGUGAAAAACCCAGCAGCGUUGCAGUUCUUGACACAAACCGGUGCGCCUGGCACCUACUACCAUACCCUGUUCAAAGGCACUUAAUUAUUUAAUCUUGCCAAUUCACCCUCUGAAUGCCACAUAUACACAAUCCAUGUCUCAAUUGUCUCAAGGCUUAAAAAUAUAUUUUGAACCUGUCCCCU